Molecule: messenger RNA, 29658 nt
Organism: Pelobates cultripes (western spadefoot toad)
Lineage: Eukaryota; Metazoa; Chordata; Amphibia; Anura; Pelobatidae
Source: the annotation of a GenBank genome assembly
AUGAAGAUUAAAAGACAUUCUCUGGACUAUUUGUUUCAGGUCCGGGCAUUUGAUGCUGAAUCACGGGAGCUAGAUUCCAGUGCUCUUGUUACUUUGAAUCUACUUGAUGUGAAUGAUAACAACCCAGAAUUCCAAAGACAACAAAUUAUUUUCAGUAUACCGGAAGGAGAUUAUACGAGAGAUCCACCUAGAGUCCUCGGAGAAGUGGAAGUGAUGGAUUUGGACAUGGGAUUAAAUGGUGAAAUAAUGAUUAAUUCAUUCUCUGAAGAGGAAAACUUUAUUGUGCUGCAAGUAAGAAACGAAGAGAGAACAUGUCCAAAAAUAAGGGAUUUAUUCAUAAACAGUGAAUUGAAAUUCAAAUGUAAAAAUUUAGCAGAUAUAUAUCUAUAUAUGAAAAAAAAAUCUCCAACUCAGUUAUACUCACAACUUUAGUGUAACUAAUCAUUGUAAUUUAGACAGUAAACCUAUAGUAUAUAUAUAUUUGUAUAUAUUAUAUAUAUCUAGCCAUUUCCUACAGAAAUCUCACAUUUGCAGUGCUGUUGUUACCCCGAGGAAUUCUGGGUGGGCAUAUGCAAAUAAGAUCAACAAAGAAUCACGUUAUUGCCUAAUUUAUUCCACUUUAUACAUGGAUUCCUUGGCUAUAUGGACGUCUGCUGUAUACAACAGCUUUGAAACACAGAUCAGGAAGUGGUGCAAAGCUAGAUAACCACUCAUGGAUGGCCAUUGCAUUGUUAAUGCAACUCAUCAGCAUGAGGUUGGUUACAAGAUUGCAAUGGAGGCAUUACUGGAGCACAAACCAACGUCCAUGCAUGAUUAUGUGAUUAUCUGGCUUUGCAUUCUCUUCCUGAGUUGUGUUUCAAAGCUGUUAUACAGCAGAUAUUUACUUCAAGGAAUCCAUGUAUAAGGCGGAAUAAAUUAGGCAAAAAAAUUGUUCUUUGUUGAACUAAUUUGCAUAUGCCCACCCAAAAUCCCUUGCAGUAAUAAGACCACAGAAAAUUAGAGAUUUCUGUGGGCAAAGCAAAGAUUGACUGGUGUGCAAAUCUGUUUAAAAAUGUAUUUACUAUCCACUGACUUGUAGUGGAAGAAGUUUUCGAUCACCUUUUCCCCACCAUAACUCCACUGGUUUGUGCUCCACAGCCUGGACACUGUCCAGGUUUAUGACGUCCAUUAAUUAUCAAUCACAUAUAUUUUAUGUUUGGGAAAACACAUAUAAACCUAAUUCUCUACAUUUUUAUUUAUUUUAAAUCAUUAACUGCAACUGGCAGAACUAUUUGAAGUAGGAGCCUUCUUCUUAAAUUGCCAUACAGUGGGUAGUUAAAACAUAUAUUCAUAAUGCUACAGUGUUCUAGUAACUACUUAGAUGACUGCCCCCUUCCUGUGAAAUAAAAACAAUUUUACUUACCUUAUUUUCUUCAGCACACCACUCUAAGUGCAUUCAGCCCUCAUACCCGGCAGGGAUUCUCAAUCCUGAUGAUUUCAGCCAAACCAAUGACUUCCCAUAGGAAAUCAAUGAUAGGCUAGUCUAGUGCUGUGCCAAUCAGCAUCUCCUUAUAGAGAUACUCGACAAGUCGACAAUCUAUGCAGUACUGAAUACAGUAGGUCCCCUUAAGUGGCUGUCCGAGUGACAGGCUCUAGAGUUGACUUUAGGGAGCAAUCAGUGAAAAUGUAACAAUGCAAUUAGUCUUCCUUUAACUACAUUUUCUCAGAAAAGGCAGUAUUUACACUACUUAACCUGUAGGGGCAAAAUCUAGACACCAGAACCACUAAAUUGAUCUGUAGUAGUUUUGGUGCGUAUAGGGUCCUUUUAAAGUCCCUGGCAGAUCAGAAGUCUCACAGGUAUUUUUAAUAGCAAUUUCUCUCCUAUUUGAAGAGGGCUCAUAGUUUAACCUCAACUUGGGACAUGGCUUUAACUCAAGGAUCUGAAGUCACAAACUGUGCAUUAUACCAACACAUUUUCAAAAUAACCAAAAAAAACAAAGAGUCAAAAUAUUUUGGCAUAAAAUUAACAUUUUUGCUUGUAUUUGUCCACAAUUUCUUAUGCUAGUGAGUUGUUGAUAAUAUAUUUGACUUGGCUCAUAGUGUUGUUUUUUUUCACUCACUGCUAUUUCUGUUUCUUUAGAAUGGGACAGUCCUUGUACAUGGAGUUCUGGACAGGGAGACUAAAGAUAAAUAUGUAAUAUCUUUACUAGCAUCAGACCUCGGGAAUCCCCCAAGAAAGGUAAUUGAAAGUCAUGAACACACACCUGAAUUAUUCAAUCAAGCUCUGUUAUUAAGAGUACAGAUAUAAUUGUUCCAUUUAUUAAAAACGAUGCAAAAGUAUAUCAACAUUAACCUUUUAAUAGCCAUUGCCCAUAACCAGUGAGCUAGUCAUAUGUUAAUGUAUUUUAAAGGGACACUGUAGGUACUAUAACCAUUGCAUCUCAUUGAAUCGUUAUAGCGUCUGGAGUCCCCUGGCUGACCCUCCAUUCAAUGUUUGAACCUUUAGAAUAACACUGAAUGAGGAUCCUUGGCUUCCCACAGCCCUGCCACCACUGAAGGAACACCUCCUUGUAGCCAUACUGAUUCAUACCUGCAAUGGCACUUUUUUAGGCUGAACACAGUCAGCUGACACUCCCUGCCAAUCACAGCUGCCCAUAACUGAGCAGGCUAAAGCUUUCUCAUUAUCCCAAGCAGCACAGAGGGGAUGGACUGUUUGGGAGUCCUAUUUAGCAUUAAAACAUUAAGAUUGGUUUAAUACUGAAUGGAAAGACUCCAGACACUAAAAGCACCAGUGGGACUCCAGGGGACUCCAGACACUAAAAGCACCAGGGGACUCCAGACACUAAAAGCACCAGUGCAUGCUCAUCCAGUGUCUCUGUACUCUGUAUGGAGGAGUAAAAUUCUGGGGGAGGAGUCUGACGCUCCACCAUCUUAAAACUUCACCUACUGCCACAGUCUGGUGCCUACAGUGUGCCUUUAAGUGAUUGUAGAGUUGUAAAUCACCGUACGUUGCUGUUCAACUGCCAGUCCUACUACUCUUUGAGUGGAACAGAUAUGAUCAGUCUCCUCUACAAUGUUUUCCUCCAUGCAAUUGCUCUGCGAAUGACUCAUGUGGAAGGAAACUGAGAAUCUUCCUAUUAUUAAUGGUUUUGAGUUUGCAUUUCGAGCCUCCCACUCAGUCAUAGCGUUUGGGAGUGAGAUGGGACCUUGGUAAGGAAAGAUUCGGGUACAGGCACUGAUAAUGUCUACCUACCAAUGUGAUCAUCACCAACUUAAUAGAUUCCUAGUGAUGUAUAUAAAUAUGCCAGUUUCAUAUUUGCUAGAAUUACGUUUAUUAUCUGUUUAUUGUUGUCAAAUGUGGUAUUUUCCUUCAAUAGAACUUUGCAGAGGCCCUGAUUCUCAUACAGGAUGUGAAUGACAAUAAACCUACAUUCACUCAGAAAGAAUACUUUGCACAUAUUCCACGUAAUAUGAACGAAGGAGAUCCAGUUAUUACAAUAACUGCCACAGACCUGGAUAUUGGAUAUAAUUCACAGAUUUCCUACAGGUAAUAGACUUGCAGUUUUUUAUGGAUACAACAAAUAUGGAACGUUUAUUGUAAGUGGUAUAAAGUACAAACACAAGUCCUCAGGACCCCUCAGUUAUCAUUUUCUAGGAGUGUAGGAAGGUAGAAGAUAAAAUAAAGUUUUGUUAAUGUAGACUGAUGAGGGAAGCGUAAGCUGCAAUAAGCAUCAUUUCAUUAGGCAUUUUUUCUACUACUGGCCCGACUACCUUAUUAAAUAUAAAACUACAGUCAGGGACAGGUUUUUCCACAAGGCCUCUGGGCGGCAUGCAGGAAAAGUGUGGCAUGUCAUGUGGGGAGAUGAAAAAUUCUCCCUCUACGGCCAACCCAUUCUCAUGGAGUUGGGGCUGCCUCGAGAGCUUGCAGUUUGCACCACAAGAGGGUGCAGAUCACAUAUAUUGCUCCUGCUUGCCACAGGUUAUCCUAGCAAUGCUCAAUAAGAAGGAGAACUGCAAGUGGUCUGCACCUUCCAAAGGUGCAGACCAGAUAUUACACUCACUGAACUACCAGGAUUACUAUUCCCUCUUCCUGUUUUAACACGUUUCUCCUACACUACAGUCCUUACCCUCCCCAUGUGCAGAACAGUCCCUAUUACCCUAACACACAAAAGCCUCUAUCACUCCUCCAAUUCACACUACGCAAACAAGAGCCCUUACCUCCCCCUCAACAUACUCAACAGCCCUAGCCUUGCCCCAAUUGCACAAUUGACUCCUUAUCUCUCCCAAACAUACAGCCCAUAGUUCCCACACACAUGUGCUACAGCCCUAAAACUAUAAAUCCCACAGCGAAGAGCUUUAUAUUGUGAGAAUCACAAAACCCAGACCUACAUUUUGAAGCAUAUUAUGUCUCUGAAAUAUUAAAAAUGAAGGCACAGUCACAGUUUAGAAAUUGCCCUUCAAAUUUGAGCUGGCUAGAGUGGAGUUUCAAUGAAUGUCAAUGGACGUUGUGAGUUGCAAACAAAUGGUCAUAUUGUGAAAACUAUCAGGACUAUGGCUUAGCCGUGGACAUGUUUAGUGGCAGGAGGGAUAGCUGAACGUUUUGAUAUAAGAUUUGUGUAGGUGGGCCUGAAAAUAAGGGAGUGGUGGCAGUUUAGAAAUCAUGUCCUGAUUUUUCAGCUUUUGUCAGCUUCCACUAUAGUUUUGAACAUUUUGCCAUUCAUUCCUAUGGGACCAAUUUCGCCACAAGAACGACGAUAUUCCGUGAACCAUACGGCGAAACGUUCCACAAAGUAAUAGCAUAUCAAUCGGGAACAAUCCGCACGUUUCGUUAUAUUACUGUCUAUGUAGUGUAAAAACUGUGGGAGGAGUUAGAGUGGUAAAUUUGGCUAUAUUAAGAAUAAGAAUAAUAUAUAUAUGAGAUAACAUUAAGUGGCCUUGCUAUGCAAGAACACUUAAUGAAUUGUGGAUACAAAGAUCAUAUAAGUAAUCUACUAAACUAUGUAACUGUAACUGUACUUAUUAUCAUGAACCAAUAUAAUAUUCAUACAGAGGAAUGGAAUGGUUAAAUAUAUUAACAUAUCUAAGGUUAAACAUUUAGGUCAUAUUUUCUUAUCAGAUUUUCACAGGACUACACUGGAUUCACCAUUGAUGAACAAACUGGCCAGAUAUUUAUUUCAAGUAGUUUAUCUGCUAUUACUCCUGAAUCAGUCCGACCAUUGCUUGUAAUAGCGAGUGAUCUUGGCACUCCAGCGCUGUCAUCCAGUGGUGAGUAGUGGUAACUACACAAGAAGGAGUACACUGCUAGUGUCUUACCAAAGAAGAAAACAGGUUUUCACUAAAUAUGUCUAAUAAGAGCAAAAAUAAAACAGGGCUAGGAACAGCUCAGAGAUUAAAAAAUAAAAUAAAAAAACCCCAUUUGAGUCAAUGCUACUAGCUACUGAGCUUUUUUUAAGGGAUCCUGCAAGACCACGAGAUCCUCCAUAGCCAAGAUUUUGCGAUGUGAGAGUAGAUGCCCAUUCUCACAGCCGUCACUAGCAGCAACUGUGAGAAAUGACACAAUUGACCACAAAACAAAACAGUCUGAUAUCUUUUGAUUGCUCUGGAAUUCCGAAGGCUUUCCAACACAGUCAAUAUGGGUAAUUCAUAAAGAUUUUAUUUCGUUGAAAUUCUAAAAACUGAUAUUGUUAUGACAGAACCAUUUUGAGCAUUUUAAUGAUAUGCAUAAAAUUGAGUAAUUCAUAUAUUGUUUGUAAUUCUUGUUGUCUGUAUCUCAUUUCAGUCAAUGUAUUUGUCACAGUGGCCACGAAUAACACUGGAUUACAGUUUUUGAAUUCCCACUAUAAUUUCUCUGUACCUGAAGACCGGCCAGCAGGCACUGAGGUUGGGAUAGUAAAAGCCAUUAUUGGAAACAGAGGAACAUCCUUAACAUAUUUUCUCAAGACUUACUUAGAAAAAUUUUCCAUUACCAACAAGGGCCAGAUCAUCACACGAGUCAUGUUAGAUCAAGAGAGCCAGAAUCGGUACAAUGUUAUUGUGGAAGCCACGGAUUCACAGGAACCUCCAAGUACAGCAGCAACAAUGGUAUGAUAUUCUUAGAUUUAAAAAAAACUUUAAUUUACCAAAUUCCUUGUAUAAUUUCUGUAUCGCAAGAAAUCAUUUUAUUUUCAUGUAUAGUCAAGGGAAUUUGCAGACAUAUAUAUUUUUUUAAAUUCUUUAUUUUUGUAGUGCAAACAGAGUAAUAUAGGAAUAGACAUAUUACCAAUACAUGUAACAAAACAUAUUCAGUUAAGUCCCAUAGGUAGCGCACUAUUUUUUUUUUUUAUGUUGUAAAACAAGCAGAUUAAAAAAAGACAUACAACUUGUCCAACGGCAUAGUGAGUGGGAGACUCCAGACUAUUAGAAACCAUUAAAUACCAUGGACAGUGUAAUAGAGAAUGCAAAACAAAACACAUAGGUAUUAAGCAGAGUAGCUUAGUCAUACUUGUGCCCACCCGGGAUGCCCUUCUUAGGUUUAGAGGCAGUCCAGCAUCUAACAGAACACUAGGAUAUAAUGAGAAGGAAAAGCAUAACUAAUAUAGACAAUCAAAAGAGAGACAUAAAGGAAAGGCUUCUACAAUGUGGGACUGCUGUAAUUUGUUGUCGUCCAUCCUAUACCUUCCAGUGACAGUCUCAUUUGAGCCUAGUACACAGUUUCAUACCCCAUCUGAGUUGUUUCAGGUGUAAUGCCUUUUGUUAGGAGGUGAUUGGAAGCCAUGAUGCCCAGCAGUAUCCUGCCAACUGAUCCCUCAGUGAGGAAUAUUCCAAGAGUGGUCCCCCAGGGCCCAUGCCUGAGGAGUUACAGGGUGUGGAUCCCACUGCAAUGGAGAAUGAGGGUGACUAUCGUCUUAGCUGGGUUCUCAUAGAGGUCGCACCUGCCUGCAUUGUAAUGGUCUGAAGCAAAAUCCUUUGGGGUAAUCUGUCUGGCAUAUGGUAGUGUUGUGCAGGUUACAUUUGCUGGUUUAGUCUCUUCCAGAACUCUGCAAAUAUCCGAUUAAGGUUGUCGAGGUUUGUGGUUCCUUUGUCGCUGCAGUUAGGUGGGCAUGCUGCACCUGCCAUCUUAGAGUAGUAUGGGCUGUAGCAAACUCGAGAGUGGCACCCCCAUGGCUCGUAUGAGGAGGAAUAAGGGCUCCACAGGUCUGGACCAAGAUUACCCCCACCGGUCCAGAGGGGGAGGGGGGCCGAGGCAGCAAGAGUAAGCUGGGUCCCGCAGCUGGCUAUCUGGAAGAGCGGCCGUCUCUCCUGUCAGGCACCUGCACUAGGCCUCACUAUGCCCCCUUGCAGAUUACAAGGUAAGUGUGGCAGAACCAACCUCCCCACUGGGCACUGGAGAAGCCUGGUUGCUUGCCUGCUCCUUCUGUACUAUGGCCCCAUGUUAAACGCUGUACUUUUCCCCUUUAGAAAGGCUUGUUCCUUUCUGUGCCUUUCUGCCUGUGCCUUUCUGCCUGGGCGUUCGGUAGAUUGAAUCUACCGAACCAACGCACGAAUGGGGGGACCACCUGGGCAAGGAGUGUGCCAGUGAUUUACCUCCCAGAAGCUGCGGUUAACCGCAGCUUAAUUGGUGAACGCUGGGUGGCUGCUGUUCGUAUAACCGAACACGUGGCAGCGGCCAUCUUAAACUCCCGAACGGCCAGCGGUGUUCAUCUCCAAAUCUAUGGAACUCAAAACGGACACUUAUUUGCACGAACACUGCUGAGCCGCCGCCCUCCCUUCUCCUGCAAUUCAUACGAACACCGUCCGUUCGGUACUUUCCCUAUGUGAGCAGUGUUACCCCAGAUAGCUAUGCCAUGGAGCCCUUUCGUGUAACGAAAGACUAUGUGACAGACUUUGGCUUCAUGGCGAUUGAACUGUAUGUAUGUGAUCUGAGCACCAUUCGGUUAUAAUGUGCGCUCAGAUCUAAGCUUUCUGGGGAUAUGUUGAAUGUAUAUGUUUUAUGUAGUAAUUGUAACACUGUAAUUUUAUGUCUUUUUACUAACAUGUGGCUAAAGGAGUUUUGCCUCUGUCCUUGGAGAUAAUUGGAUUACUUCCCAAUUAUCUCCAGGAUAGAGAGGAGGGAUUGUAAUGUGCAUGUGGGAGUGGUUAAGGUUAAACUGUCCUGAUUGGUUACUGUCCAGUUUGCGUCCCAGUGUCCCCUAUGGGAGUGUCCACCUGGUGGCAAACCUGCAUAAAUACGGGGCAGGUAGCCCAGAUUAAACAGAUCACUGCUUGACCCUCAAAACGAAGUGUCGUCUCAUUCUUGGGGGGAUUUGAUUGUAUGCUGUUACAGUUCGACUGCCAGGAGUGUAAACUGUUCAUAUCGUUUUUCCUGUUCGGCUGUUUACAGCAUUCGUAUGGUUCCAGUUCGGGAGUUUGAGAAUUUGUGUGUUUCCAGUUCGGGAGUUGGAGAAUUUGUGUGUUUCCUGUUUGGGAGAUUGGUGCUUGCAGUAGCUGCCUGUGUAUCUGGAAGGGAAUAUCCUCUAAACAGCUGUUUAACCCCUUGUGUGCCUGGGGGUGCCGUUACAGUAAGCUUGGGCAUCUGGUUACUGUAGGUGACCUCACACAGCAGGAGAACAGCAAGCUUGAACCAUGGCUAAACAACUGCCCUGUGAGGCAAGAAAUUCAGAGGUUUUCGGUGGCUAAGCAAGGAGCUCUGGUAAAAAUGCGUCCUGCCACCAUGAAGGUCAUGCCCCGCCCCUAAUUUGCAGACUUCUUAAACUAUUUAUCGAUAUAGAUUUAAACAUAUAGUUACAUGGCUGAAAAGAGACAUGUAGUCACCAAGUUCAGCCAUUCUCACAUCUGUUUUUGCUGUUGAUCCAAGAGAAGGCAAAAAACACAGUUUGAAGUGUUUCCAAUUUUGCAACAAACUAGGAAAAAAUUCCUCUGUUUUGACCCACACACAUUAAUUAAAAAGUCUUCAGUGAUCUUUCCAAUUUCAAGAUUCCAGUCAAUAUUCUGUUAGGUCAACCUCAAUGCUAGUCUGAAUUCAUGAUAAUGUAGUGUUUAGGUAUGUUCUGAGUUCUACAGAGCAAAUGUGAAACUUAUCUCAAGUGUCUUUAAAUCAGGCUUGCCACUGUAAGAGAAUAUACUGUGUAUCCAGCCUUAGUUUAACAACAUCAAUGUAAUCAUACUAUAUUUUUUUCUUCUGUUCAGGUUACUGUUAUUGUGAUUGAUGUGAAUGAUAACAGACCAAUCUUUUCGCCAAUGGUUCAUUCAAGUGUCACAUGUAUAGAGAAUGAGAACUUCCUUGAUAUUGGUUUAAUCAGUGCCACUGACGUGGAUGUAGGAGACAAUAGUAUUGUGACUUACUCUUUGGAAAAUGAUUUUAACGGCAUCUUCUACAUAAAUUCCUCUACGGGGGAUCUGAUGACAAAAAAAGCUUUGGACAGAGAGGUAGCAACCUCUUAUGAUGUCACAGUGGUGGUGAGCACAAGGGGCCUUUACUUGAUUCAUUAACAAAGAUUUAAGGUUUUACUUGGUGGUAUUCUUUAAUGUUCACAAAGCAUGGGGUGUGCUAGGGUUCAUUUAACUACAUACUAUUUUUAUAAGGUUUGUGCAAAUGAAUUGUGAUUCAUCCAAACGUUGGGUAAUCAACGGGUCAUCUGAAUUUCUUAACUCCGAAUCAUGAAACUAAUGAAACAAUAGAUGAACAAUUUUGUUUAAUUUGUGACUCAGAGUUCUGUUCAAAGUGCCAAAAAGAGAUGAUUAGAUGACUAGUGAAAAAAGAUAAAUGAUGGUUAGGGGACAGCACUUAAAUGUUGAUUGUAUUCACAGAUCAAGUGAGAAGUGACCAACAGAGGGAAAAAAAGGAAUAGCAGUAAAAAAAAAUCUAUAUUUAUUAAGGAUGUGCAUGGGCAAAAAAUUUGGUUCAGUUUGGCACGCCGAAAUUCAGGACUUUGGCAAUUAGGGACUUCGGCAAUUCGGUUCAGCACUUCCAAAAUUCGGUACUUGGGCAAUUCCCUACCCCUAAUUCCUAACCCUACCCCUAACCUCAACCCUAACCCUUCUCCUAACCCAACCAGGGUUAGGGUUAGAGCUAAGGUUAGAUUCCUGGCAUCAUUCCCUUAAUUUUCCCUCCCUCUCCUGUUUUGUCACUUUUCAGAAAUCCGAAGCACUUCGGCAAUUUGGUUCGGCACUUCAGCAAUUCGGGACUUCGGCACUUCGGUAAUUCGGUUCAGCACUUCCGAAAUUUGACACUUCUGAAAUUCGGGUAUUUGGAAGCAUCCGAAUGUCCGAAUUGCUGAAGUUCGUCCGAAUUUACAUUCGCAACGAAACAAAUUGCACGUCAUAUUAUUUCACUUGAUCUGUGAAUCCAGUGAAUCAGUACAAUGCAAAAUGUAUACAUAAUAUUAUCUUAUUUUUUCGUACUCUUUUGGUUUGUCCAAAUCGUUUUUCCUGAAUUGUUUACAUGGAUGAAAUUUGUCCGAACCAAAACAUAAUAUGGACAAAUCUUGGGUCACCCAAACUGAUUUUUUUUUUUUUUCAGACGGAUUGAUUCGGCCAAGCCAAAUUUUUUUCACUAUGCACAAAUCUAUUUAUAUUUGUGAAAAUCACAAUAAGCAUGCUAUUCAGAUGAGGUGUCUAUGAAUGGUCACAUUGCAGCUACAAGAGGAAAUAGCUUUAAGAUUAGAAAAUCUCCUUUCUCUUACUAUAGAAACCGUUGUCAUCAAUGAUCAGAAUAUUUUAAGUACUCCCUCCUGGAUCCAAAUGGGAACUCGCUCUAUCCACCCCCAGGCACUGGACGAUACAGUCUUUCCCCAUUGAAUCCUCCACACUGGAACAGUGAUUAGCUCUUUCCCCUCUCAGUAACCAGACAGGAAAUAGUUCUGGGAGUACAAGCUGAAAUCGUGUAAUCUGGCCAGAUGGCCUGCUUUUAUACAUUUCUGAACACAGGCAAGCACGCCCAUGACACUCCCACACAAAACAGGAUAAUCCCUCCCAUAUGCCAGGGAGAUUAUUGAGUCAGGAAUUGUACAAAACUCAAUUAUCUCCAGGCACAAAAAACACACAUUUCACAGACACUCCAAAAGUACCUUCAACUACACAAAACCCCCAUAAAAGUUAGCCCUGAUCUGGGUGACCAACAUAUCCAAAAAUCACCCAGAUCGGUUCAGGUUUUUCAUGGAAGUCAAUUAUUUGACCGACUGUACACAUGGUCCUAUGCCAAAAACAGUUCCAUGAAAUCAUGGCUAGCGGUCAGUCUAGUUCGAUAGUUUAAAAGAACAAACUACCGAACAUAGUCUUACCCUGGAGCUUGUUCACCUUGUUCGUGGGAACGUUUCCACCAAACACUGCCCUUCUAAGUUGUGUAGAACCGAACGCAGGCGAUCAUGGAAGUCCAGCGGUGUUCUGGAGUUUCAGUGUCCAUUUUCAGUUCCAUGAAUUUGAUGAGCAAACAUCGCUGCCUGCAUUUAUGUGAACAAGAUGGCCGCCACCUCGUAGUUGUUCACUCGAAUAGCGGCCACCCAGACGAACAAUUAGAACACUGCGUUGGGACGUGUUGCAAACUGUCAAUUAGGCUUAACAAGCUCCCGGGUGAUUCAUGGUUCGUGCGCCUGUUCGGUUCCCAAACAGAAUAGAGAAAGCGAAACCUGUAAAAGACUGUUUAACCAAGCCAGUUAAACAGCCUUUUACAGGUUUCCCUGCAGGGCCCAUAGUCUGUGGGCAGGAGGCUGGCAAGCAGGCUCCUCCAGGAGCUUGUGGCAAACUCAAGUGGGAAGGGAAGUUUGUCAUACUGAGCUUUCAGGUUUCUGGGAUGAAAAUCUGGCCCUGUACACUGCCCACUGUUGAAUGGUUAUAUAACAAAUUUCAGGCCAGCUGAAACACUUUAUAUUUUCACAACUGCAAUACUUUGUUAGCUUAAAAAGAGGGGGUACAUGAGAGAUUCAUGUACCAAGCCUAGAAGCCCUCAGUCACACUAUAACAUUAACUACUACUACAUUAUCUACUUCCAUCACAAAGAAAAUUUCCUUUCCUGUCUCCUUAUCAAAAGCCAACUGAUUAAGAUCAAUCAAUGAUUCCGGUAUAUAUAAUUCUGUUUCUAGACUAUUGUGAGUUAACAUUGUUUGUGACACUUUUCACAGCUGUGAUAUUACAAUUUCUUUUUGCUCAGGCUAAGGAUUUGGGAAGCCCGCCAUGCUCAUCCACAAAAAGCAUCCACAUUACAGUCGAGGAUGUCAAUGAUAACCCUCCAAUCUUCAAUGAAAAAUCAUUUGCAGUCACAGUAAAGGAAAAUGAGCCUCCACAAUUGGUAUUUCUACAUAUGAUACGUUCUAAAAAAUCCUAGAAUUUUUUGGUAAAUGUAUCUCUCCUUCUCUGCAAAAUGUUUCUCUACAUAUACCAUCCUUCAUGAAUAUAUAAAAUUCUAAAUGUGCUUCUAACAUGUAGAUUUUUUUUUCUGCAUUGGUUUUUUAGCUGUUGAAUAUUUCUGCCAUGGAUAGGGAUACGGGAUAUAAUGCCCUUAUUUUAUAUUCCUUUACAAGAGCGACGCCUCUGUUUUACAUUGGACAUUAUUCCGGCAGUAUUUCCAACCUUCAGCCUUUGGACUAUGAAACAGCAAUGGAACAUGUGCUAAAAGUGAUAGCAUACAACCCAACUGAUUCUCAACUGCGUGGUACAGCAACCGUCACUGGUAAAACUGCCAUGAUAUUUUGUACCCAUGUCAUCUUGUUUGUACAAACAAAAUAAAAGUGUUACCUGUGCACACAUUGCUAAAUAAUAAAAUACUCAAAUGGGCACUCUCUAUUCCUAAAAAAAACCCCCAAUUUUUCUGCUCUUUAUUGUUAUUGCUACUGUAAGGAAUAAUGUGCAUUUCAUAAACAUUUGAUUUAAAUUGAUAUCGUUUCAAGGUCCAAACACUUAAAGAGAGAUUAUGCUCUAGAAAAAAAUACUUAAAGAGACACUGUUGUCACCAGAACAACUACAGCUUAUUGUAUUUGUUAUAGUGAGUAGAAUCAUUCCCUACAGGCUUUUUGCAGUAAACACCGUCUUUUCAGAGAAAAAGCAGUGUUUACAUUAAAGCCUAGAGAUAACUUCACUGGCCACUCUUCAGAUAGCUACUAGAAGUGCUUCCUGGGGCAGUGCUGCACAGUGUGACUGACAUUCAUUGUCUCCACCCUCUGCAUGGAGACACUAACUUUCCUUAUAGAGAUGUAUUGAUUUAAUUCAAUUGAUUCAAUAUUCGUUUUGUUGUAUCAGUAAUGUAUUUUUUGUAAAGAAAGAUAUAUGAAUCUGCCUGGGUGUCCUCUCCUAAUGCUGUGUGCCUGGCUUCCAACAAUUGAGAUCACUCAGUUCUGUUAGUUGCUGAGCCAUAUACUCACACUAAUAUGGAAUUCUGGGAUGAGUGUAGUACCGAAUACAGAUUGCUCUCUCAAUUCAAUGUGUUAAGUAAGAUGUUUUUAAAAAUCUAAUUUGCCUAUGGAAUCAUUUUAAUAUUUGCAAAGGAUUUGGAUGGUGAGAAGGCAACCGUCUACAUGUCUUACAGUGGAGGAGCUCUAUCUGCGUGUCCAUGUUAAAAAUGGACAAUAGUAUAUUUUUAUAGUAUAAUGUAUAUUGAGGGAGAAAGUAAAAGGGACGCUUCAAAUAAAUAGAAAUUCAAAAUGCAAGGAAGCAUGAAAAGUGUCUGUAUUUUGCUAUUUGUUAUUGUUUGUGCCUUGUGUUUCUUUCACAGUUAAUGUAGAAAAUGUGAAUGAAGUGGGACCAAUACUUCAACACAUAACAUACAACAGAAUAAUUAAGGACAACGUUGCCUUUUCGGGACUGCUUAUUUGUGAUAUAAAUGCAACUGAUGAGUACGGUGCUGUUGACCAAGGAAUACAUUAUUCUAUCAUAGGUAACUGAGUUGGAAUGCAUAUUAAAGGGAAACUCCAGUGCCAGGAAAACAAGCCGUUUUCCUGGCACUGCAGGUCCCCUCUCCCUCCCUCCCACCCCCCAACCCCUGGUUGCUGAAGGGGUGAAAACCCCUUCAGUAACUUAUCAGAGGCAGUGACCAUGUCCCACGUCGCUGCUUCUCCCUCUGCCGCUUCUCCUAGUGAAUGCGUCGGCCAGUGGGUGAGACUGAUCCCGCCCACCGGCCAGGGAGACCUAAUGUGCAUGCCAGGCAAUGCCGCACAUGCGCAUUAGCGCUCCCCAUAGGAAAGCAUUGAAAAUGCAUAUCAGUGCUUUCCUAUGGGGAAAUGAGCGACGCUGGAGGUCCUCACACAGCGUGAGGAUUUCCAGCGACGCUCUAGCACAGGUUUCCUGUGCUAUGAUCCAGGAAGUGCCCUCUAGUGGCUGUCUAGUAGACAGCCACUAGAGGUGGAGUUAACCCUGCAAGGUAAUUAUUGCAGUUUAUAAAAAAACUGCAAUAAUUACAGUUGCAGGGUUAAGAGUAGUGGGAGUUGGCAGAAGUGGUCUGGAUGCCUGGAGUGUCCCUUUAACACAUUUGUGUCAGUUUGAGAACAUAUGGGCCAUUGCAUGGAACCCUUUUCCAAAACAGUUAGAACAUAAAUGAAGUAAAAGUAUCACAGUGUCCAGGACAUGGUGAUAACACUGUCCAUUGAGGAAAAGUCGCUGUUGAUUAGAUGUUUAAAGAGACAGAUUAAACACCAAAAUAGCUUAACUUAAAGGGUUACUGCAACCACCAUGACAACUUCAGUGAUUUGAACUGGUGAUGGAGGUAGGAGUAUGUUUGUGCAGUGUUUCUGCUUGAAACACUGCACAUGCUGAGAUAUUUUUCAAUAGAUGCACCCCCCUCACAUGUGACAUUGGCAGCCCAGAACUCUGUUCCAGACUGCCUAAUGUCAAUUCUGUGCAUAAAAAAAAGGUCUGUUAUCAGCAUGAAUGUGAACAUCUUUCCCAUGCAGGCAGAGUGCCUGAAGUAAAAUACUGCUUCCCCCUCCCUCUCAUUGUGUGCUCCCUCCCGCCUCUCUCCGUUGCACAUUGUUUUUUGUUUUUUUCUGGGAUUAUUUUUUUUUAAACCCUCCCUUGUUCCUCUCCUCUCCCUUCCCUUGGCACAUGUCCUCUGAGCUGAUGAAUUGGUCCAAUCACAGAAUCACAGGCUUCUCUAUGUGAAGUCUUUGAUUGGACCACGCAAGACCCCAGUGAGGUCAGAGGGAUUGUGGAAGUCAGUUUUUCAAGUUAAUUAAAAUAUGUUUUAUUGCAUCUUUUACUGCAGGGGGAAAACCAUAUAUACAGCAUAGUAACCAGAAGGGCAUGUUAAAAUGGUUGUAGUAACACUUUAAUUGAGUGGUUUUGGUUUAUAGAUCAUGCCCCUGCAGUGUAUCUGCCUAAUGGCAUUUGGGAGUUAAAUUAGUUUGUUCAUGCAGCCUUUGUCACAAUUUCCCUGCAAAUGACCCUGCACAGCUUUCCUAAACAAUUCCUGUAAAGAGAGAUCUAAUAUUUAAACUUUAUUUAUGGUACAUUCUGUUUUAUUUAGAAUUUCUUACCUCAUGCUCUGUAAUCAGCCUGCUCGAACCAGCAGAAUUAUUUUAGAGUUCAAUUAACAGAGCAGAAGAUAUACACUUCUAAAGUAAACACACUGUGGUUCAAAAUGAAAUCUUUUUUUAUGUUAGCUGUGCGAGUUACAGCCAGGGGAGGUGUGGCUAGGGCUGCAUAAACAAAAACAAAAGUGAUUUAACUCUUAAAUGGCAAAGAAUUGAGCAGUGAGAAUGCAGAGGCAUGAUCUAUACACCAAAAACACUUCAUUAAGCUAAAGUUAUUUUGGUCCUUAGAGUAUCCCUUUAACUUCCAAAUGGUCACUUUUCCUUAUUAAAAAUGUGCUAUCAAAGACACUCAUAUGUGUUUUUAUACAUUUUUAUAAAAGUAUAUUGUUGAUAAAUGAUAUAUAAAUUUUAACAUAAGUACGAUAUUUUGAGCAAAAGUGCAUCUACUCUAUUGUUAGUGAAUUUUUAUUUAAUGUCUGAUUAAUCAGAUGUUUCUUUCUAUAGAUGGUAACAGUGAGGGAUUGUUUGUCAUCUCUAAUUCCACUGGUCACAUCUUUCUUAUAAAAGAUUUGCCAAAACAUAGGACUACGGUGCCCUAUAUAUUGACUGUCAAGGUCAUGGAUAGUGGAGUUCCACCUCUGUCUGCCUUUGUUAAGGUAAAUAGUUUAUUAAAUGUUGACCUGAUGUAUUUAGCUAUAGAUACCAUUAUUACCAAUUGUAUUGGUACAUAUUUUAUCAAGCUAAGUAAAUUUUACCAAAAUUUCUCUAUUUCCAAUCACAAUAAUUUAAAUGAACUCUCUAGCAUUGGGAAUACAAACAUGUAUUCCUAACAUUAGAGUGCUAUCUCCACUUUUUAGAUCGAGAGCUCCCCUAAAUUAUUUUAAUAACUAUGUUUCACUUAUCCUUAUUUCACGUAUCCUUUGAUCUCUGCUGAUGAUCUUAGCCAAUUCAAUGCUUUCCCAUAGGGAAGCAAGGAGGGCUAGUGCACAUGUAUGCCAAUCACAGCCCAGUACCAAAAAGCAUCUUCUCAUAGGACGCAGUGCAUCUCUAUAGGCAGCCUUCAGUAUCUUCAUGCAAAGUGUAAAGACGCUGAAUGUCGGUACUGUAAAGAUUGCAGGACCCGACCAGGAAGCUAAUCUAGUGACUGUCUGAGUGGUGCUUAGAGUGUUCCAUUAACCUUUUCAUCCACAAUAAUUUACUCUAACAGAUAUAUUUAAAGGAACACUCUGGGUACCAUAACAACUUCAUAUCAAUUAAAUUAUUAUGGUGCCUGGAGGUCAUGGAUGAUAUCUUCCCUUAAAUGGUUUGGGAAAAGUUUAAACCAAAGUUGUGUAGAUGGUACACAUCUGCUUUGCCUUUCUUCUUCCAGCCAAGUCCUCAUCUUCAUUGAGAAAACUGUGUGAGAAAUCCCCUAUAAUUAUGACUUACAUAUGGGCGAGUUAAAAUCAGUGGGCUCCACAUGUUUCAUGAAAAGUGAUUGUGAAUAACUGGAUAUUGUUUCUUAUUUCCAUAAGGUGUAUAUAACAAUAGUUCCAAGCAAUAUUAGUUUUCCAGUAUUCUCAACGGAUAUCUACAGACCGGAUCCUGUGAGUGACAAGGCUUCACCAUCUACCUUCCUGGUACAGGUCUACGCUCUUUACCCUACUUUCCUUCUCUAUAACAUAACAGCCGGCAAUGACAAAGGUAAUGCUACUCUCCUUCUCCACCACAUAAUCCUGUUCAAGGACUUGGAAUUUCUCAGGCAGUUUAUACCAAACAACCAUGGGAUGCCUUAAGGAGCUAAAUAUCUGAAAAUAAUUUCACUCGUAAAACAAGGGGAGGUUAAAAAAUGCAUCUAAAUGUGCCUUGCUUACAGGCUCAACUGUUCAACAUGACAUUUAAAAAGAGGAGUUAUGAGGAGCUGUUGAAGUUGAGACAAGGUCCAAAGACCAAGAAAGAUUUCUAAUAGACUUGAUCAUAGACUCAUCGGAAAAACAAAACAAAUCCCCCAAUAUUACUGCAAAGGACGUGCAGAAAGACUUAGCUGGCACUAGAUUACUUGUCCAUUGGUCCACCAUGAUAUAGUGGCAAGUGAAUGCACUGUAACACACACACAAUCCAGGUUCAACCUCUCACACGCACACACAGUGGACUUCUCUCUCAUGCACACACACAAACACACAUAAAUAAUUGCCUUGGGCAUCUGGUGAUAUUGAGUCUGGAGUGGGAGCAGAAGCAAACGCUGCUUUUUUUGAUGCAUGCACAUGACUCCUAGUGUUUCACUAUGUUUAAACCACUUACAUUGACAAAUAAUUCCAGUAUAAUUGACUACUUUGUCUACUUUGAUUAGAUUACUUUAACAUGGAACCAGUAACUGGUGUCAUAACAACAAAGAUGGCUUUGCAGAAGGAAGACUUUCCGAGAGAUAUAACGAUAAUGGCUGUGGAUCCAAAAAAUGUCAGCAUAUUUAGUCAAGCUCAAGUUCACGUGUCUGUGAAAGAUGACAAUAGUUUUACACCUGUUUUCCCUAACCCUCUGGUAGAACUGACAAUUAAAGAAGUAAGAAAAUCAAUUUAAUUUAAGAAUAUAUGUUUUCAAAAGUGUUUUUUGUUGUUGUUUUUUUGCCACAAUCUAACAUAUGUUGGACAUUACAUUUAUAAUUUGCAAAAAGUAGUGAAGUAGUCCUGCAUGUAGCUCUCAACCAUAGUAGAGUAAACAUGCCAGAACGUAGGUUUUUUAUGAAAGAAAAAAAAUUGCAACACAAAAGAAGAAAUCAUGCAAAGUUUAAAAAAAAGAAUGUGCUUGAAUAAAAUAGGAGAAACUGUAAGCAGUGCCAACAGAUAAAACGUACAGCUCCCAAAAGAUAAGCUACUGAAGAGAAAACUAAUUAGGAGCUUGGGAUGGGAUGAGAAUGAAAAACAGUAUUGUGAUUUAGAUAAUAAGUCGAUUGAAAAUGGCAACAGGGAAAAGAGAGCAAGUAGUUAAAAAGAAAAACAUAAGAAGGAGUAGGUCAAGCACAAACCAAUAAUGUGAUGAAACCAUCAUAGUCGGAUACUCAAGUAACUGCUGCCUCCAGAGGGAGUUGUGCCACUUGUAUAAAUAGAGUGAUUUGAGAAGGAGCCUAUCAUUGUACAGUAGGUCCAUUGGGCCUUGUAUUGUUGAUAAGAGAGUCCAGGCUGAGGCCUAGUUUCCCCAGAACAGCAUCCUUCUCUGAUUUGUCUGAUAUUUGAGGCUCCCUGUCAUUUAGUGUAAUGAUUAAUGAUCAUGGAAUUCCCACGGUUUUGCAAACUAUGGGAAAAUAGGGAUUGCUUGAGUGGGUGAAGUUAUCUCCAACAGAGUACAGUGGAUCUAGAUAAGUCAGUGAAGAAAGUGAGAUUCAUCACCUCAAAAUGAUGCAGAGGUUAACCUUUGGUAGCAUGUAAAAUGGCAAACUUGUCUUGAACAUUCUUGAUCUUUAUGAGAAGAUCGCUUGUAGUGGAGGUUGAGGCACCUGGAGGUUGAGGCCGGCGACACAUGUAAUCCCAUUGUAUUCUCCUUGCUUGUUUGUGGGAAAAUAAUUUUGUGAGAAGUCUACAUCGUAAAUGAUACAGUUCGACCAAGCCUCUAGAUGAUAUUCCAACAUGGUAUCGCCCUUUUGUAGAUCAUGAAUAGUUUUGUCCAGCUUGCAAAGUUUAGUACCCUGGGACAUUAUGGUCUCCUCCACACAGGCAAGUCUGGUAGAGAACCCUUUAAUAUUUUUGUGCAAUUGAAGAAACGCAGAUAUAUUCUGGAGUAGUUCUGCCAAUAAGUUCUUAUGAAUGCCUGUAGUCAACAUUGAAGCAUGGAGUGAUUAUGUACGUACAAAUCCUCUAUAAUGUGUAACAGCUGCUCUUUUGAGGAAUCUGUGAAGUCUUUGAUAUCCAACACCAUAUUGGGCUCUCCUUCUCCAUGGAGCCUCUGUUACAAAUCUCUAAUAUCUACAUAAUAAUGGGGCCAAUCUUGUUUUGGCUUUUUGGCUUUGCAUAAUUGUUUCCCAUGGUCAAUAGGCCUUUAUAGGAGCGAAGGUAUGAGAAAAAAAUUACAGUUUAUGCUUAAAUCCCAGUAGUAGUAAUGCUCAUAUGUGAGAACUGCAGACUUGCGACUGCAAAAGUUGGGUCCCAGCUCCACCCCCACAAUGAAACAUGAAAUUCAAUUUCAAGGGAAUGAACUGGCAUUGACUUUAAAACAAAUAGUUAAUGAAAGACAAAAAUAAUAAAUGAAACACUAAAUUAAAGGGUUACUCCAAUCACCAUGAUUACUUCAGUGGUUUGAAGUUGUCAUGGUGUCUGGAGUUUGUUUGUGGAGUGUUCCAUAGCAAAAACACUGCACAAUCAGACUCACAUUAUGUCAUCUAACCAAGUUAAAGUAAAUUUAAUUAGAAUGGCUACUUACCUGACAGUUUUUAAAUAUGUAGGUAAUGAUCAUAAAACCAUAUCAUAAUAUUCAAGCUCUCAGUGCUAAUAAUAAAGUUUGCUUGACCAUAUUUUUAAAUUGAAUCCUCUUUAAUAUAUAAAAGUGAAAUCUUGUAGAUACAAGGUUACCCAUCCUGGAGAUUAAUGUAUAGUUUUAAGGAAUUUUUAUAGAAGAGAAGCUAUACUAGGCGAUGGCUGUGCAUCACAACUGGCCAUACCUCCCAACUUCUGCCCUCAGAAAGUUGGGACGAGUAGGCGGAGUUCUGAGGGGCUGAGCCUUAUCACAAAUGAUGCCGCCAAUGGGCAGGGCUGCCCGGAAAAGGGACAGUCUCAUCUGAAAAGGUGGUGGUACAGUCGCAUCUAAAAAAAUGCUGAAUCAGCCCGAAAAAAAGUGGGCCCAUCACUUGACAUUCAGCCUGGCCAGCCAUUAGCUAUCAGAAGCGCUGAAGUUAUCAGGACUGCUGUAGCGCUCCCUUCAUGAUCCUAGUGCCUGCUGCACAGUUGGAGCAGUUCUAAUGAUGCGUUAGUGCUGUGCUGCCCCAGGACAGUUCCCUAAUGUCCCCAGAUACAAGAUACUAGAAACCUAAAGCAGGAGGCAAGGACAACACUCAGAAAUCAGACCUGUCCCGUCAAAAGUGAGAUAGUAGGAGGCAUGUAAUUGGCGAACCACUUAUAUGUUCUAUAACAAAAACUGACGCAGUGAGAAGAAAAUAAGUGUAUAUACAUAUCAAAAAAGUUUUAUAUAUAUAUUUAUAUAUAUAUGUUUAUGUUAUUUUUAUUAUAUAUAUAUUUUGCUUUACAUAUGUACUUUUCUUAAAACAAAUUGCAAACAAUGAAUUAUUUUUGCUCACAGUAGUUUGGAAGCAGCAUUGUAUUUGCUAGGCUUUGUUUAGAUAUAGUUAUUGAAAUAAUAACCAAUGUUUUCUUGAUGUUACAGGAGCAACCUGUCCCUUUAUUAAUUACCCAGCUGUGGGUCUUUCACAAUGAUACAGGAAGAGAUGGAAUGAUAACAUACAGUAUUCUCAGUGGGGAUAAAGAAGAUUUCAGUAUAAAUGCCAGCAAUGGAAAACUUUAUGCUGAGGCCAUGUUUGAUUUUGAAAAAGGACCUAUUGAAUACCAGGUCAGAUGUUCUGCAUCAGAUAUUUAGAGGCAUACUAAAGGCACAAUGCAACUUUAGCUUAAUUAAGCAGUUUUGGUGUAUAGAUCACGCUCCAUGCCGUCUCACUGCUCAAAUUUCUGCCAUUUAGGAGUUAAAUCACUUUAUUUAUGCAGCCCUAGGCACACCUCCCUGCAUGUGACUUACACAGCCUUCCUAAACACAUCCUGUAAAGAGUCAUCUAAUGUUUAUACUUCCUUUAUUGUACAUUCUGUUUCAUUUAGUAUUUCUUUUCUUUUUUUUGAAUUUUUUAUUUUUGCUCUGCAAGAAAAGAUACAGGUUAGCUUGCAAUGCCACAACAGCAAGAGCAGGCAAGACAAGUUACAUGACAAAAUAGUGAAAUGGCAUUUGACAAUUCUGCACACUUUUAUAAUAUAAAAAAAAAAUCAAGCUAGGCAAAUGUGUCUAAAACUCUGAAUAUAUGCUGCAGCUAGGAUACUCAAGACACGGAUGUAACUUUCUGAAUAAUAAAUGUUAUUGAACAUGCUAGGCAAACAGGAGAAAAUAGAGACCACUGAAGCUAAACUAGCCACUGUAGUACUACAUUGAUCUGUGUGAGAAUAAAUGGAAGAAGAGUAAUGUGUGGUAGGAUAAUUAUUAAAAGACAGAAUGGUUUCAUGGCAUAUCAAAAAAAAUAAAAAUAACGUGGUACUUGUGUAGCAAGUAGAUUAGUGCACAUUUUCUAUAAUGUCAGGCGAGGCCUCCAUGUCUUAAUUGUAUUUUUAAGAUAUGUUGUUUAGAGAGGAGACAAAAAUUUAGACUAAAAUAAGUCUUAAGAAAACAAACAAGCUUAAGGACUAUGUUUAGCGAACAGGAAGGUUUUUUUACCCAGCGCCUCAGCCAGAUUUAAGCAUAUAGCUAGGCUCUUAGCAAAUAAACAAGCUGAGUAACUUAAGCGUCUCAGAUCGUCCCUCAGCCCACGCCAGCAGCUGGUAUGGUAUUGUCACCCAGAGUGGCCUUGUCUGUGUUGCUCAGAGGUAAUGUCCACAGGUUGACAUUGUUUCCUCCAACCAGGGUUUGUGUUCGAUGACCGCUGGAGGGAGGGGGGCAUGCUGUGUUUUGGCGGGUUUGCCGUUCUGUUUGGGUGUUCCCGAUGCGUCCCGAAUUCCCGUCUCUUCGGCUCCGGGCCUUAGUGAUAGCCCUUGCCUUGUGUCCAUGAAGCCUCCCAAUCUUGGUGGUUGUCUCGUGGGCCCCGGGUUCUCCUCAUCCCGGGUGUCCCCACGGGUGUAUUGAUGGCGUGGAGUAAACUCCUGGUCGGCUCCCAGCCCAGAAGAGUAUCGGGCAGUCAGGAUGGUAGAUUCGGGCAUCCUCUUGACAGGUGAUUCUGGCAGGAGAGAGCUUGCUUCAAGUUUACACCAGAACACCUGGUAGAUUGCUUCAUACUUGGUUUCAAAAGAUUCCCUCCACUCUUGGGCGGGUAGGCCCAGGUUGCUCUGCUUUAGCUGCGGCUCGGCAGCCUUCUUGUUAGCACCAAGCUGGAUGCUUAUGUGUCGCUCAGAGUCCGCUGGAGACGGUUCUGUUGCUGUACUAGUGCUUCAUUCCAGCGGGGACCGGGAUAUCCCCCACUGGUCCAUGGGGGGGGGGUAACCGGGCUCCAGUGUAGUCGCUGUGAGCACGUUUCCUCCGCCAGGAGAUCGGCCGCCUCCCCCAGACAGCAGGCCGCGCGCCUUUGGGGGUCGCCAGGCCAGGGACAUGAUGUGCCCGUCGGAGCUAUAACAGGCUUAGUGGGGUUAGUGUGUCUGUAGAUAUGUCUCGCUUUUAGUUUCAUCGUGGUACCCCCUCUCAGACAGCACAAUUCCCUUAGAAUAAUCUCAGGUUUGUCGGAGCUCCAGACAAACACGUCCGACCAGCUUGAGAGUCAGGCCCCGCCCCCCAUUUAAUAUUUGUUAUCUCCUGCUCUGUUAUUAGCUUGCUACAUCUUGCAGGAACCUCCUGUGUAUGAUUAAAGUUCAAUUUACAGAGCAGGAGAUAAAACCUUCUAAAGGAAGUUAAUUGAUAGACAGGCCUGGACUGGCCAUCAGGAAUACCAGGCAAAUGCCCGGUGGGCCACGAUGGCCAUGGGCCGAGGCCGGCACGGGAGAUCACAGGAUCUCCCCUAUCGGCCCAUGCAGAGCCGACACUAUUCGAGCGCUGGCCCUACUGUGUGCCUUCAUGGGCCAGUGGGGAGAUCAAAGAUCUCUCUUACCGGCCCACAGGCACUGAUAUGCAGCCACCAGCUGGGGAGGAGGAAAGCAGGAGAGGACCCGGGGAGCUCUAGCCAGCAGCUCUGCCGGGUUCCUCUCGCGAGGUCAGAGCGUUGCCGCGGUUACCACGACAGCGCUCAGAUCUCACAAGAGUGAACUCACCACUAAGACCACCAGGGAUGGCAGUACGGUCUCUCUCCAUGGCAGCACGGCUCUCCCCCCCUCCCCCAGGCUAAAGGUAAGAAGGGAGGGAGAAACAUAACGUUGUUUUUUUUUAAUUAAACAAAAAUACAUAUUAAAAUUUAAAUAAACAUAUUCACACACAGCACACACACAGCACACUAACACUAACAGCACCCUCACAUACAGCACACACACACACAGCACCCUCAGACACACACAGCACCCUCACACACUCACACACACACAGCACACUCUCACACAUAGCACACUCUCACACAUAUACAGCACACACACAUGUAUAUAAUAUAUAAAAUAACCCUCAAUGAGUUAACAGACAAAGAAAAUUAGAAACAUAGAAUGUGAUGGCAGAUAAGAACACCCUCUUACACACACACAGCACACCCAACACACUGCGCCUCUCACACAUACAAUACAAUAUAUAUAUAUAUACAUACUAUAGCACCCCUCACACGGCACCACUACACAUAUUACUUAUAUAUGCUAGAUCCAUUACCCUAUAUACACUCUGAAUCCUCUAUAUAUACACACACACACACACACACACAAUCUCCUAUACACACUCUGGGCCCUUUACACACUAGAUCCCCUACACACACACACUGCACCACCUACACACACUACAUUCCUGAUAUACAAACUCUGGAUCCACUAUGCACACACAACAUUCCUUGUAAGCAAACACAUACAACAUUCUCUAAACACACUCUCUCUACAACCCCUACACACACUAAGUCACCUAUACACACACACCCACUACAGCCCGUAUGCACACACUCUCUACAAACCCUAUACACACUAUGUCACCUAUAUACACACACACUACAACCCAUAUGCACGCACUCGCAACAUCCCCUAUACACAUACACACUAUGCCCCCUACCCACACAUAUUACACCACAAACACUAAUGAAAUCGACCUAUUUACACAAUACCACACCACAGUGAGCUUGCUCUACACACACACAAUCCCACAAGCAGGCUCCAAACACAUGCACAAGACGCUUUCCUGGCCCUCUUGUCUCCUGGUAUCCCACUUAUGGAGACACCAGAGACAAGUUAAAAGUAAACACAGCGCAAGCAUGCUAUUAAAUUUGCUUGCGCUGCGCAGAACAGAUACGGGGCCUUUUUCUCAUGCUAGAGCUCUUCAGUGGGGCUCUGCACAUUGAACCAACAUGCUCACUUUGAGAUGGGGUGUGCUUGUCAUUAGUGAUGGGGGGGGCGCUGUGAUUGAAAAAUGCCCUGGCCGAAAUUUUUUCCCAGUCUGGCCCUGUUGAUGAAUCAAAAUAAAAUGUUAUUUCCCAAAGUCAUAUGUGGUGUUUGUGACUAAAUAUUUUGAGAACUAACAUAUACGUCAUAUAUUGCCUUACUUUAUUUUUGAGUGAUUAGUGGAGCCUAUUCUUCAUCUAAAAACUGCAGCACACUGUGACCAGCAAUUAAUCAUUUCCUGCUGUGUCACGAAUUCACUUACAUCAUCUGUGGGUAAAUUACUCAGCCUAGUAUUAUGUAUCAUAGCCAUUCUUGAGUGAUCAUAGAACUUACAUCUGGAAAUUGAUAAAUGGAAUGCUGAUCUGAACGACGUUUUGGUAAUGUGAGAUGUCAAGUCUUAAAAACAUUAUUGGAUGUAAUCUUUCCAUAUUUUAAUCUAGAUUGAUUUUUUUAAAUUACAGAUUGUCCUAGUCGCUGAACAUGGUAGUUUAACGGAACAAAGGAAAGGUUAUUGCACUGUGGUCAUCCAUAUAAUUGACAUCAAUGACUGGAAACCAGUUUUUGAACCAGUAGAAAACACAAUGAUUGGAGAGAACGCACCCGUCGGUACUAUUGUUGGCAAAGUUACCGCAACAGACAGAGACAGUGGAGAUAAUGCUUUCAUAUUAUACAGCCUAUAUGGUAAUAAAAACAUGUUGUAAUCGUAACAUAUAAAUAUUUCUACAAAAUGAUAAAAAAAAAAUCUAUAUCUAUAUUUGAACCCCAAUGUAAAUUUGGCAUGGGCACAAUCUGCUCCAGGCUUAAGCAAUCUUUGGCACUCCAGAUAUUGUGGACAACAUCACCCAUAAUGCUCUUGCAGCCAUAAUGCUGGGGCAAAGGAUCAAGGGAGAUGUAGUCCACAACAUCUGGAGUGCCAAAGGUUACCUAUCCCUGGUCUACUCUAAAACAGCAUUUAAAAUGUCAUUAAUUUCGGUGUAACUAGAAAAGUUGCAUUGUUGUGUUUGAUCCAGAUUUUAUGAAAUAGUUUUUAAUUUUGUUUAUUGACUUUUAUUUAGAUUGAGGGCAUGUACUAUUUGAAUACUUACAUGAAAAAUGUUAUUCUGACCUAUGGUGAAGAGAUAAAGAAAGAGCUAUAUAGAGAGAUUGAGACAGACAGACAGAUGAAUUUUGUGUUGAAAUUAAAAAUGACCAAUGCUUCUUUCAGUGUUUAUAUUUUCUCGUAAUCAGAUGAAGGCAAUCAAUUUAAAAUAGAUGCAUUGCUCGGGAAUAUUUUUGUAAGCGAUCACCUUGACUAUGAAACGAAAAAAAGGUCUGUGCUGAAAGUAAGUGCUACUAACAACAAAACAGCUCCAUUUUAUCAGGUAAGAUUCAGCCGAUGAUGUACAUUAAGCACUGAUUUAAAGACAAGUUAUUCUAAUGAAAUUCCUGUCUUUCUUUUACUUCUGUCUUUGGACUAUUCUGUAAAGAAUUCAAAAUCUUAAAAAUAAUUAUGAUGGCUAAUGGCUAUAGCACUCCUGAGCUGAUUUCUGUGUAAACUAGUUUGUUAAAUACUAAAACUGACACUUUUUGAUGACACAUUUUUUCGUCAUGCUGGCCUUUUACUUUGGAAGCUGUGUCCUUAAGGGAAUAUUAUUAUUUAAUAUAUGUUUCCUUUUCUCUGGUUAUCUAUUUUAAUGACAUCCUAUACGAUCUCAGCAUGCCCCCGGCACUGUGCCCAUCCAAAGUCACUUAGCACUAUCAAUACUAUCCGCUGUUUAUGUACACAUCUGCAAUAGCUAAAUGCCAGUAAGAGUCCAAGACACAAGCACUCUAGAGUUUUUGUGUGAAAAAUACUCAAAAAUGGCUCAACACAGAAGCAGGGGACAGGGCCAGGGACUUGUUGGUAUCAUAACCACUACUGUAUGCUGUGGAGGUUUUAGUGCUUUGCAUGGCCCUUAAAAUAUUUACUUCUUUGAGUUCAAUGGCUUAUGUUUUUCAGACAAGCAAACAAAUUGUAAUUGACAUACUGGAUGAAAAUGACAAUGCUCCAAAAUUUAUGCAGACGCAAUAUUAUGCUGAAUUAGAUGUGGACAGCCCUGCGGGAACAAGUAUCAUUGUAGUAACUGCUACAGAUAAAGAUCAGGUAAUAAUUGGCAAUAUAUUUAAAUUCAAUUUUCCAUAAAGUAUGAAUGGAUAAUUAAUUACAUACCGUGUUUGACAUACUGUAGAUGGUUCUCCAUCACUUAGAUUAGGCAUGGUAAGCCAGUGCUUUUUCUAGCUCAGUAAUGGCUCUCUUUGGAACUGCAGAUAUUUGUGAACUACUGUGAGUCUUAAAGGCUGAUUAUAAUCUGAUUUUCUAUUUCAAAAACAUCUUCAGUUUCAAAGCUAGCUAUAACUGCUUUUAAUGCUCGCUAUGCAUCUUGGGACAUGUCGUUCUCAAAUGUGUGCAGAGCCAUGGUUCAGUAUCACUUCCUUAGCCUACUUAUAUCCACUGUGUUUAUUAUUAUUAUUGGUAUUUAUAUAGCGCCAGCUUAUUCCACAGCGCUUUACAAUAAAAGGGGAAUUUACCAAAUGAGACAAUUACAAAAUGUAACAGGAGCAAUAGGUAGUUGAGGACCCUGCUCAAACGAGCUUCCAGUCUAGAGGAGGUGGGGUAUAAAAACACAAUAGGAAGGGUAUUGGGAGAGACAGCAAAUAGACAUGGUGGGAAAGUAGCAGGACGGGAGAUGAGAGUGGAGUGUGGCCCUAUAGGAGAGAGCGAGAGGAAGGUUUGAGAGAUAGAAGUUACUCAUGGUGGCCAUAAGCAUUCCUGAAAAGAUGGGUUUUGAGGGACUUCUUAAAGAAUUGAAGACUAGGGGAUGGUCUGACAGUGGUAGGCAGGCUGUUCCAAAGCAGGCGUGCAUUUGCAGUAAGAGUGCGAGCAGCAGAUAGGAGAAGGUCACCAGUAGAGAGGAGAGACCGAGAGGGGGCAUACCUAUGAAUCAAGAAAUGUAAGAGGGGCUAGAUUAAAACAAUACCUCUCGGGGGGCGUGGCUUGACUGGGAACCGAGCUGGACGUGCAAGCCUAGAGCUCCUCGCUGAACCCCUGUUCCAAACGCUUACAAUCGCAAAAAACCAUGGAAAACCUACCCAUCCCGACUCCUAAUCCACCAUGGACAAGCGUCUGCCGAGAAAACCGGCCAAAAAACACGCAGACACGGCCGCCACAGUACCUGAACUUUUCGCGGCCUCCCGCACGCCGCGCCAGGACACACAAGAUGGCGGCGGAUACAGCCCGCGAGCCCCUAGCUCACCAGCAAGCUCGAGCCCUCCUCAGACCGAAGGCUCCAACGCAUCAGAAACUGCCCACAUACUGACUGAGCUGGCGGCGGUGAAAAGCUACCUCGCCCGGGAGAUUGACCGGAGCUCUAAGGCAGUGAUGUCGGAAAUUCACAAGCUGGGGGAACGUACGGCCGACCUAGAGCAGCGCGUGGAAACGACCGCAGUGGCCCACAACACGGUGGCUGCGCAUGUGAACACCCUCACCGCCAGACUGGAGGCCUCGGAGGCAGCGCUCGAAGACCUGGCAAAUAGGUCGCGCCGCAACAACAUCCGCGUGCGCGGCCUGCCAGAGCAACAGGACGAAGGCCCAAUCGCCCCCAUGCUCCUCGCACUCCUCAGACCUCUCUCACCAGAGAUACCGGAGGAGCAGUGGCACAUCGAUCGGGCCCACAGGGCCUUACGCGCCCGGAGGGACGACAACGCAAGACCCAGGGACAUUAUAAUCCGUUUUCACCACUUCCAGACAAAGGAAGCGGUCCUGAGGAAAGCUAGAGAAAGCCCCAUCACGUACAAGAACGCUGAAAUCUCCCUGUUCCAAGACUUGGCCCCCAUCACCCUCCAACGCAGAAGGGAGUGGAAACCAGUCACAGAGCUACUCAAAACCAACGCAAUAAGGUACGCCUGGGGGCAUCCCUUUAAAUUACUGGUCUUUAAGCAGGGCAGAUCCCAUAUACUCACGCCAGGCACGGACCCCAUACCCUUCCUCCGUGCAUUGGGCAUCACAGUUCCAGAGAACUUCCAGCUGCCCAACUCUGCUCUCCCGGCCCUACAACCCCUACCGCGCGAUUGGUACACCGCCGCGGAGUAAACAGCCAGCAAACGGCCACCCACACCCAUGGCAGACCCAACCUCACGGGAACUAGUUCACUGGGCCUCAGCCAGCAACACAAUGACCCCCUAACCACCCUCAGCAUCCACCAGAAACAGAACCCCAGAUAACAGACCUACAAGGACUCUCAGCCCACUGAGCGGACUGAAACGGCAACGCCUGGUGAUGGUGCCCUUCACUACGAUGGACUCCUGCUUCGAAAUCACCCCUGCUGCAUACACAGCUCAACGGACUCUUCCCCUUGACCACAACCAACACAUGACUCAGGAGCACCAAGGACCUCCGCGGCAUUCACGGCAUCCUCCCCGCCAACAGCAUCGAAGAUAAUCCACACUAUGGACUUGUCCAGAGACUAUUGCUAGCUUCUUGAUAUCACAGCAAGUACCAGUUCAAAGAUACCGCAACUUAGACACUAAUGGGGAAAGUAAAGCACUUUUGGGACACUCACGUACAGUCACAUAACAGUCACCCAAGGCACACACACCACGCAAGUACAACUCACUGCUCUAGACACCAAUUCGUUACACAACCUCACUACACAGAGACCAAGCUUCACGACAGGGACCACACCACACGUAGAGAAAGCACACACAGAGGACAUGGGUUCGUGGGCUGUGGUGGGGGGGCGGGUGGCGGGCUGGGGGGGAUGGGGCGGGGGGCGGGGCACUGGCGCGGGGGGGCACAGGAACCAUCUAAAGUGGAGGUUAUAAUAGCAAAGGUGGUGGAUGUGACUGUGUUGUAGUGUCUCGGACUUGCAUUGAUAUGUAUUGCUAUGUGUCGUCCUGCGCGGCCGCCCGGGCCGGCCCCUUCCCCUCCCCCCCCCCCCUGCCUCUCUCCCCCCGCGUCCCCCCCUCCUCCUCCCCCUCCCCCGUACGGACGCCCACUUAAUAGACUGGUGACCGUUUCUAGCAACCGGUCCCUCCCCUCCCCGCACCCUACUGACAGGGGUCACACCUGA